UAUAUUUAUUGUUUUAUUUAUGCGUGUAGAUGUAUAUUUAUAAAUAUUAAAUAAGGAACAAUUGAUAAUUAUUGAAGAAAUGGAUUCUCCAAGAUCACCACACAAUAAUCUUAGUUCUGAAUUGAGAAACAUUAUUACUAAUAAAAAUGUUAUGACUAUGAAAUCACGUAUGAAAGUUUUAAAUGCUCUUAACGAAGAUGAUUUAAGAAAUAAAGCUGAAAGAGAAAAACGUUUGCGACUACAAGCUAUAAAAGAAAUUUUAACAACAGAGGCAACAUAUUUACAACAAUUGGAAAUAUUAAUGGAGUUCUUUUUACAACCGAUCAUUGAAAAAAAGUUUUUCAAUGGUUUAUUAAUAAAUACAUUAUAUGAAAAUGUAAAAACAUUGUAUAACAUUAGUGGAGAAUUAAUUAGAGAAAUAAGAGAAGAUUCUGAGUGCAUUGCUGGAGCAUUUUAUAAGCUUGCUCCAUUCUUUAAAUUGUAUUCUGUUUAUGCAUAUGAUUAUGAACAAUUAUCAACACUUAUACAGAUUAUUCAACAGAAGGAUCCUGUUUUUAAAAAUUUCAUAAGUGAACAAGAAACACGACCAGAAGUUGGCAGAACAUUGUCUUCGUUAUUAAUUAUUCCUAUACAAAGAGUACCAAGAUAUAAAUUACUUUUGAAAGAAGUUUUACAACAUACUCCUAACAAACAUAAAGAGUAUAAUCUUUUACAAGCGUGUUUAGUCGAAGUUGAAAAAGCUGCUGUACAUAUUAAUAAUUUAGUUGCCGUUAAUGAGGAUACCAAAAAAUUAUUGAAUCUACAAAAGUGUAUUGUAAAUGGUGUUAAUUUGGUAAAACCUGGAAGAAAAAUACUCAUGCAAGGAAAUUUAAUGAGAGUUUCUAGAAAUGGUGUUACUGCUUAUAGAAGAUAUUUUGUACUUUUAAAUGAUACUUUAUUAUAUUGUAAAGGAAAACCAGAAAGUUCAUUGACUGUACGUUGUGUACUUCCUUUAAAUAAGUGUAAAGUAGUAAGUGUAUUGAGUGGUGGACUUUUUCGUGUAACGUGUUUAGAAGAAACUCUGUUUUUAUAUUCAGAAAAUGGAGAUAGCAAUUCUUGGAUACAAAUGUUGCAAAAAUCUAUCAUAAAGUACACUGAAAGUAGACAAACUUUAAGGAAGGAUAGUAGUUCAAGACAACCACUGAGACAUAAAAAUAUCAAUUUAUUUCAGUCGGAUGAUAUACAAGAAAAAUAUUUAAAACGAAAAAGAGAGAAAAAUAAAAAAGAUGUUCAAUUGAAUCCAUCAAGAAUAAUGUAUUUUGACAAGGAGAAUCAAGAGAAUGAUAUGGAAGAGGAGAAAGAAAAUAGUUUUCAGUUACAUAGAAAAUCAAAAAGAUUUAAAACUGAUAAUCUUACAAGCAUACACCAAGACAAGGAUACUUUAGAACUUUGCGUAAUGGAAAGUUCAAAUACAUCGUUUUCAUAUUUGACUGAUUCAAAUUCUACUCAUUAUUUUUCCUCAGCAUUAAAAAAUAUUGGUGAAUUUUUUUCAUAUAUUAGCUCAUCUGUAAAAAAUCUUUUUGGACAUAGAUAAUGUUCUUAUAUUCAUUAACAAAUGAAUUGUAAUAUAUUGG
Molecule: messenger RNA, 1613 nt
Organism: Polistes dominula (European paper wasp)
Lineage: Eukaryota; Metazoa; Arthropoda; Insecta; Hymenoptera; Vespidae
Product: FYVE, RhoGEF and PH domain-containing protein 4
Biological process (GO): intracellular signal transduction
Cellular component (GO): cytoplasm
Molecular function (GO): guanyl-nucleotide exchange factor activity
Source: RefSeq, a predicted model, not a curated record